AAGACACUGCUUUUUCUACCUUCAAUUCUUUCUUGCUUUCAUUCAAAGCAACACACACAAACAGAGGUUUUUAGUCUUAGUCUCUUAGCAAACAGGGGCAACCUGAACUUAAUUAAGAACACAACACAACCAUGGCAAGGAACAUGACCACUCUCCUCCUUGCGCUUCUUGCAGCAACCACCUUGUUCCACUCUUCAUCAGCUCAGACCAGACACGUUGUGGGUGAUUCCACCGGCUGGACCAUCCCUACCAGCGGCGCUUCAUUCUACACCAACUGGGCUGCCAACAAAUCUUUCUGCGUUGGCGACACUCUCGUGUUCAACUACGCAGCAAGUGCACACAACGUGGAGGAAGUGACAAAGGAAAAGUAUGAUUCUUGCAAUUCAACAUCUCCAAUUGCAACUUACACCACCCCACCUGUGACAGUGACCAUUAACAAAACCGGUGCUCAUUACUUCAUCUGCGGCGCUCCCGGCCACUGCCUCGGCGGUCAAAAGCUCUCCAUCAAUGUCACCGGUGGCAGCAGCACCGCCCCUCCUCCUUCCUCCACCGCUACUCCGCCUUCAUCAUCCACCACUCCUUCACCAUCAUCCACCGUUACCCCUCCUCCUAAGGACUCCGCCGCCAUGUCUCUCAGUGCUGCCGGAGUGGCUGCCAGCACGGUGAUGACAAUGGCCGCGGUUUUUUUCUUCUAGAGAGAUGAGAGAUCGUAGCUUGUAUGAUUGUUGUGUGAUUCAUUUUGUUGCUCUUGUUAUAUUUCAUCUCACUUUUUUUUUGGUUAUACAUUAUACAAUAAAUUUUGAUUUUUCAGUUCGACUGCAACUUUGUUUUUAUCU
This is a messenger RNA of Lotus japonicus, 836 nucleotides long. Its product is annotated as mavicyanin-like. The transcript is spliced from 2 exons. Lineage: Eukaryota; Viridiplantae; Streptophyta; Magnoliopsida; Fabales; Fabaceae. Gene Ontology annotation, cellular component: plasma membrane. Bases 132 to 695 code for a protein of 187 amino acids. The record is from RefSeq and is a predicted model, not a curated record. Gene Ontology annotation, molecular function: electron transfer activity.